AUGUCUUUCCUGAGAGAAAUCAGUCCGAUGGUGAGGAGCAUCCAUUUACCAGGGCAGGAGGUCCUCAUGAGUCGUGCUGCCAGGAUCAGAACUGAGCUUCGGCAGGGCAUUAAGAAAGACUUCAUGGAACUGAUUGACCUCUCAUCCAGUGACAUCCACAGCAGAGGAAUAAAACCCAUUUCCUUCCUUCGACAGGUGAUGGCAGCUUGCUGCUAUCCGUCGCUUCUUCACAGUGACAGGAUUCCAGCCGAUGCCAGAGAGAGGGCGAGAAGUCUGCUUACAGACAGUAAUGGUGGGAGCAUCGGUUCUUAUCCUCCCACCGGUGGAAUGGCUAAAGUCCGCCGCAGUGUGUCUGACUUCAUCACCAGGCGAGACGGUGGUGUACCCUCCAUCCCUGAACACAUCUUUCUCACAACAGGCUCCCAGCAGGCUCUCACAAUCUUUCUAAAGCUACUGGUCAGUGGGGAGGGCCCACUGAGGACUGGAGUUCUUGUCCCGGUACCUUCAUAUUCUACCUUUAGUAUGGCACUGGCUAAUCAGGGUGGAGUCAUGGUGCCCUACUAUCUCUGUGAGGAGCAGGGUUGGGCAUUAGAGAUGGAAGAGCUACAGAGAGCCCUCCAAGCUGCUAGGGGGCACUGUAACCCCAUGGCGCUAUACGUCAUCAAUCCUGGGAAUCCAUCAGGCCUUGUGCAGAGCAGGAAAUCCAUUGAGGAAGUUAUCCGAUUUGCUGCACAGGAGAGACUCUUCUUGCUAGUAGAUGAGGUUUACCAGGAGACCAUACAUGGAGAAGACACAGAGUUUGUCUCCUAUAAGAGAGUGCUGUUUGAGAUGGGCUCUCCUUAUUCCAGCACUGUGGAGCUGGCAUCUUUCCACUCAGUCUCUAAGGGAACAUUUGGAGAAUAUGGAAUGCGUGGUGGCUACGUGGAGCUAGUGAACCUCGACCCCAAGGUUAUGGAACAUGCCCUGACCUUUUUUAACAGAGAUGGAUCCGGAACUGUCAUGGGUCAGAUUGCCCUGGAUAUUUUGGCCGAUCCUCCACAACUUGGGGAUCCUUCAUAUCCUCUUUACUCCCAGGAGGUUCAGUCCAUUAAAAACACACUGCUCAGUAACGUGCGUCGGGUCCAUAGUGUUUUGAACGGCGUGCCUGGGAUGAGCUGCCAGCCCAUACGAGGAGGACUAUAUGCCUUUGUUCAACUGCAUCUUCCUCAAAGAGUAAUAGAACAGGCUAAGGAGGCUGGUGUGGAGCCUGAUAUGAUGUACUGCCAGCGUCUGCUGAACGAGGCAGGACUAUGUGUAGUUCCUGGUUGUGAGUGCGGACAGAGGGAGGGCAGUUACCACAUCAGGUUCUGUAUAGGGGUCCAAGAAGAGAUCAUGGAGGAGGUUCUGCAGAGACUGAAGAGCUUCCACUCCCAUUUCAUGAGAGAGUUUUCCUGA
Molecule: messenger RNA, 1434 nt
Organism: Chanos chanos (milkfish)
Lineage: Eukaryota; Metazoa; Chordata; Actinopteri; Gonorynchiformes; Chanidae
Product: alanine aminotransferase 2
Exons: 11
Coding region: 1-1434 (477 amino acids)
Biological process (GO): biosynthetic process
Molecular function (GO): pyridoxal phosphate binding; transaminase activity
Source: RefSeq, a predicted model, not a curated record